Messenger RNA from Microtus oregoni (creeping vole), 459 nucleotides. RefSeq names its product keratin-associated protein 4-11-like. Lineage: Eukaryota; Metazoa; Chordata; Mammalia; Rodentia; Cricetidae. The record is from RefSeq and is a predicted model, not a curated record. The transcript has a single exon. Gene Ontology annotation, cellular component: keratin filament. The coding region runs from base 1 to 459 and encodes 152 amino acids.
AUGGUCAACUCCUGUUGUGGCUCUGUCUGCUCUGAGGAGGGCUGUGGCCAAGGCUGCUGCCGCCCCAGCUGCUGUGUGUCCAGCUGCUGCAGACCCAGCUGCUGUGUGUCCAGCUGCUGCAGACCCUCCUGCUGCCGCCCCAGCUGCUGCCGCCCCAGCUGCUGUGUGUCCAGCUGCUGCCGCCCCUGCUGCCGCCCCAGCUGCUGCAGACCCUCCUGCUGCCAGCCCAGCUGCUGCCGCCCCAGCUGCUGCAUCUCCAGCUGCUGCCAGCCCUCCUGUGGGGGUUCCAGCUGCUGCAGUCCUUGCUGCCAGCCCUGCUGCCGCCCCUGCUGCCGCCCCUGCUGCUGCCUGCGUCCAGUCUGUGGUCAGGUCUGCUGCCAGAGCACUUGCUACCGCCCCACCUGUGUCGUCUCCACCUGCCCCCGCCCCAUGUGCUGUGCCACCCCUUGCUGCUGCUGA